CGGCGGUAUCCUAUUAUCUCGGGCGACGACGUAACGUGUUUUCGAUUUCACGUGCCGAUAAAAUUGGAAAGCUCUCGCGUUCGCGACUUCGCUGUACGUGACUCUUCCGGUUUCCGUGGUGAUUCCUGUCGCGUUUCCGAAUUUUCGACCACUCUUGGCAAUUUUGUCCAUUCGUGUAAAGUCAUGCCGCCAAAGAAAUCGAAGAAAGCCAACAAGCACAAUCAAGAUUGGGCCGACGACGACGACGAUUCAGCUGUGGAUAUAUUAGCUGCUGCCAAAGUAAAUGAUGAUGUAGCAGUUGAAGUGCCGGUGCAACCUAAUCGUGGAAAUAAAACUUCUAAAAAAAACAAGAAAAAGAAUAAAAAUCAAGAUUGGGAUGAUGAAUCUGAAGAUUUGGUAGAUAUUUUAGCUGCCUCAGAAGUAAAUGAUGAUGCAACUACCAAUGAACUGCCACAACCUAACCGUGGAAAUAAAAUUUCUAAAAAAAACAAAAAGAAAAAUAAGAAUCAAGAUUGGGAUGAUGAAUCAGAAGAUUUAGUUGAUCUAUUGGCGGACACAAAAUUAAAUGAUGAUGAAGUGGUUGUUGAAGAAAUCCCCCAGCCAAAUCGCGGAAAUAAGAUCUCUAAAAAGAAUAAGAAAAAGAACAAGAAUCAACAAGAUUUGGACGAAAACUCAGCAGUUGAUGAUGAUGAUAACGAUGACAUUAACAUUAAGGUUUCAACAUCGCCGACCGAAGAAGUUGCAGACAAUACAUCGGCAAAAAUUUCGACGGGAAAAAUUUCGAAAAAAAACAAAAGGAAAAAAAAAGAUUUUGAUUUAGAAGAAGACGACGAUGACACAUUGCUUCAAGACAAUGUUGUCAGAAUUGAUGAUAAUAAAUCAUUGGACAUCGAAGAUAAAUUUAUUGAUGCUGGUGACGAUCUCUCAGCAGUAGAAAAAACUGCCGAAAAAAUCAAUAAGGUUUCCGGCGAUGUUGAAAAUGACAGUACUUCAACAGCUAUGCCAGUUGUAGAACAAGAUGUAGUUGCUGAAGAUACUGGUGAUGUAGACGAAGAACUGGAAGCAGCUAAGCUUGCAGGAAAAAAAAAGAAGUCGAAGAAAAAUAAAAAGAAGAUAAAUUAUGAUGAGGAAAUCCUAAUGGAGGCGCCGAAAGCAGAUGUAAUAGUGGAAGGCGAUAAAAGCGAAAAAUCUGCUAUAAAUGUUGAAGAAAAAUGCGAUAUUGACGAGAAAAUGCCCGUUGAACAGCCCGUUGAUAUAGCUAAUGCCAAGAACGCAAUGGCGACAUUAAUUAGCGCUGAUGGCGAAAAUGACGAUAACACAGUAGACCAACUCGGGGAUGAAGCUGUACCAGAGGUAGUUAAAGUGCCCAAACAGAAAUCAAAAACUAAGGACGUAAGCAAAUCCGAUAAGCUAUCCCAUAAAGAGAAGAAGAAAAUGAAAAAAGAGUUGGAGUAUCAGAAACAAAUGGAUUUGUUGACCAAGAAAGGUGGUCAGGGUCACAGUGAGUUGGGAGCUAACUUUUCGGUGUCACAGAUUCAAAAGACAGCGGGUCAAUUAGCAGCCAUGGAACACGCAGUUGACAUUAAAAUUGACAGCUUUAGCAUUGCAGCCAAAGGUCAGGACUUAUUCGUCAACGCUAGCCUGCUAAUUGCCCAGGGCCGACGAUACGGUUUGGUUGGACCAAACGGUCACGGAAAAACGACACUACUCAGACACAUUGCGGAGCGGCUAUUUGAUGUACCACCGAGUAUUGAUAUCCUAUACUGUGAACAGGAGGUAGUAGCUGAUGAAACAACGGCGGUAAAGGCCGUACUUAGGGCGGACACACGGUGUACAGAGCUGCUCGCUGAGUGCAAAAGACUCGAGGAAGCUCAAGAACAAGGCACAGGUGAAGACGUAACGGAUAGAUUAAACGAAGUUUAUGACGAGCUGAAGGUACUCGGGGCGGACUCAGCUGAACCCCGAGCUCGGCGUAUACUUGCCGGUCUCGGUUUCUCUGCAGCUAUGCAGGAUCGGGCUACCAAAGAUUUCUCCGGAGGCUGGCGGAUGCGUGUGUCCCUUGCUCGAGCCCUAUUUCUGGAACCAACUUUGUUGUUACUUGACGAACCAACUAAUCAUUUGGAUCUGAAUGCCGUUAUCUGGCUGGACAAUUAUUUGCAGGGGUGGAAAAAAACUCUGUUAGUUGUAUCUCACGACCAGAGCUUUUUGGAUAACGUAUGUAAUGAAAUUAUACAUUUGGACCAGAAACGAUUGUUCUACUACAAAGGUAAUUACAGUAUGUUUAAAAAAAUGUACUCUCAGAAAAAAAAGGAGACUAUCAAGGAGUAUGAGAAACAGGAAAAGCGGCUAAAGGAAAUGAAACAACAAGGUCAAUCCAAGAAGCAAGCUGAGAAAAAACAAAAAGAAGUAUUGACUCGGAAACAGGAAAAGAACAAGGGCAAACCAGGUAAAAAUGCCGGCAUGGAUGAUGAUGAUAACGCUGAACCUACACAGCUAUUGCAAAAACCUCGAGAUUAUAACGUUAAAUUUUCAUUCCCCGAUCCCAGUCCGUUACAGCCGCCUAUACUGGGUCUGCAUAGUGUGAGUUUUGCGUAUCCUUCUCAAAAGCCAUUGUUUAAGAACGUUGAUUUUGGCGUUGAUCUCAACUCCCGGGUAGCUAUUGUGGGGCCCAACGGUGUGGGUAAGUCGACGUUCCUUAAGCUAUUAACCGGUGAUUUGCAGCCUACCGUCGGUGAAAUGCGCAUGAACCAUCGAAUGAAACUAGGAAAGUUCGACCAGCAUUCUGGUGAACAUUUGACAGCCGAAGAGACGCCCGCUGAAUAUUUGAUGCGAUUGUUCGACUUGCCGUAUGAGAAAGCCCGCAAGCAACUAGGUACUUUUGGGCUGGCUGGCCAUGCGCAUACCAUCCGCAUGAAAGAUCUGUCUGGUGGACAAAAGGCUCGUGUUGCCCUGGCUGAACUCUGUCUGAAUGCUCCUGAUGUCAUUAUAUUGGAUGAACCUACAAACAACUUGGACAUAGAAUCUAUUGAUGCAUUAGCAGAAGCGAUAAAUGAUUACAAAGGAGGUGUCAUAAUUGUAUCUCACGACGAAAGACUGAUCCGUGACACUGAUUGUACGCUGUGGGUUAUCGAGGACCAAACCAUCAAUGAAGUGGACGGAGACUUUGAUGACUACCGUAAGGAGCUGUUGGAAUGUCUUGGCGAGGUGAUCAACAGUCCGAGUAUUGCAGCCAAUGCAGCUGUCGAACAAUAAUGACAAUCUGGUGUUGUCAAUUAUUAAUUAUGUUUAACAAUUUUGGUUGUGUGCAUGAACAGACUCAUCAAAAUAUACUUAUAAUUAUAUUGUUGUCUUUGGCGUAUUUGUGAUAAUGUUAUCGUCAUUGACGUACUGUAAUUCCUAUUUACGUGCCUUGUUUACUCACAAUAUAUUUUAUGAAUAAAUUGAAUAAAAACUUAUGUUUGAAAAAACAUAGGACACUAUUUGAGAA
Molecule: messenger RNA, 3487 nt
Organism: Aphis gossypii (cotton aphid)
Lineage: Eukaryota; Metazoa; Arthropoda; Insecta; Hemiptera; Aphididae
Product: ATP-binding cassette sub-family F member 1
Exons: 18
Coding region: 184-3252 (1022 amino acids)
Molecular function (GO): ATP hydrolysis activity; ATP binding
Source: RefSeq, a predicted model, not a curated record